Messenger RNA from Anthostomella pinea, 555 nucleotides. Lineage: Eukaryota; Fungi; Ascomycota; Sordariomycetes; Xylariales; Xylariaceae. The record is from the annotation of a GenBank genome assembly.
AUGUGGUUUUCGGCCUUCAAGACCAUCGGCGAGGGCGCAUAUAUGGCCGAGAAGGCCGGUGAACCAAACCCGUGGGAAAUAGAGAGCGGCAACUGUCUCAUGGAGAUCAAAGCCAGACUGUACCACGACCACUCGAAGGGCUAUUUCUGCGAGGCGGCCGCGUCGCCGCCUUCCCCGAGCGGCGACCGCGACGAGCAGGCCUUCACGACGGAAUCGUAUGACUGCUCCAUGAACUCGCUCUGGGAAUUUGAAUUUCCCGACGCGCCGGACCGUAAAUCCGCCGGGACAGUACGGGUCGUCUGGACGGCAGAAGGCGGCAAGGACUACACGGACGAAGAUGGCAAGAAGCAGAAGUAUAAAAAGAGAGAUGGCUUGGAUAGGCCUGGGCUGCUGUUCGAGGACCUGGAGACGGACCAUGCCAGCAAAACCAACGGCAAGAAGCACUUCUGCAACUUUGAGCGUUAUGAUGAUAUGUGGAACUCUUACCGAUGUGGUGUCCCGUGUAAGGAUGCCGACCAGAAUGCUGACGCAUCCAUCUGGGUGAACGGUGGCUAA